Echinostoma caproni is the source of this 528-nucleotide messenger RNA. The record is from the annotation of a GenBank genome assembly. NCBI's taxonomy places the organism in Eukaryota, Metazoa, Platyhelminthes, Trematoda, Plagiorchiida, Echinostomatidae.
AUGAACAGGUUUGGUGGCUAUCAAUGGAACAUUGCAUCUACAAAUAACUGUACAGGAAAAGAAUUUCAAAACGCCUCGUUAGAACUCAUGGAUCGUCUGAAAACAAGUCCAAUGUACUGCGGUAUUCGUAUGUUCUUACUCUAUGUACAAAUGGCCAAAUGUGUCAAAUUGGGUUGCAAGACUGAUAUGCCGGAAAAAUUGGUCACACGGCUAAUCACGGAAUGUCUGUAUGAGGCACCCACAUGGCUACCAGCCACUCGCUUUGAUUAUUACAAAAUAAUUGACAUUGUGAUGAGCGAACACUUUUGGCGGGAUGCACCAUUCAUACGGAUCUUGGAACAAAUGCAACGUGUCCUGUCUCACUUGACGGAAGUUCUCAGCGAAUACUUUCUGAUCAGUAAAUCCGAAGUUUAUCAACGUGGAAAUUUAUGGAUCUUUCGUCGAUUUCAUUCAUCAAUUUCAACCAAAGAAUUUUUCCGGGUAACUUUGACGCUUGUCCGACAUUCGUAUUCUUUAAAUGAGUUUUAA